Molecule: messenger RNA, 987 nt
Organism: Adineta steineri
Lineage: Eukaryota; Metazoa; Rotifera; Eurotatoria; Adinetida; Adinetidae
Source: the annotation of a GenBank genome assembly
AUGCCAUGGUCAUUAGCAGUUGUUGAUGUGGAUAGCGAUAAUAAACCUGAUAUUGUUGUUGCCAACUAUGGUUCGAACAAUAUCGGUGUUCUUUUCAACACAGGCAAUGGUACAUUUAAUACUCAAACUACUUAUUCAGUCGGCACUGAAACAGCAUCAAUAGUGGUCGUUGAUGUUAAUAACGACAAUAAACCUGAUAUUAUUGUUGCAAACUCUGGUUCGAACAAUAUCGGUAUUCUUCUCAACGCAGGCAAUGGCAUUUUUAAUGCUCAAACUACUUACCCAGUUGGCGGAGAUCCAUGGUCAUUAGCAGUUGUCGACGUCAAUAGCGACAAUAAACCUGAUAUUAUUGUCUCAAACCAUGAUUCGAACAAUGUCGGCGUUCUUCUCAACGCAGGAAGUGGCACCUUUAAUGCUCAAACUACUUACUCUGUUAGCUCUAAGCCAAUAUCAGUAGCAGUCAGUGAUGUGAAUAACGACAGCAAGCCUGAUAUUGUAGUUGCUAACUAUGGUUCGAACAAUGUCGGUGUUCUUCUCAACGCAGGCAACGGCACCUUUAAUGCUCAAACUACUUACUCAGUCGGCACGAACCCAGCAUCGAUAGCAGUCGUCGAUGUAAAUGACGACAAUAAACCUGAUAUUACUGUUGCAAAUUUUGGUUCGAACAACAUCGGUGUUCUCCUCAAUGCAGGCAAUGGCAUCUUUAAUGCUCAAACUACUUACGUAGUUGGCGCUUACCCAAUAUCAGUAGCAGUCGGCGAUGUGAAUAACGACAAUAAACCUGAUAUUAUUGUUGCCAACUAUGGUUCGAACAAUAUCGGUGUUCUUUUCAACACAGGUAAUGGUACCUUUAAUGCCCAAACUAGUUACUCGGUUACCUCUGGUCCAGUAUCAGUAGCAGUCAUCGAUGUGAAUAGCGAUAAUAAUCCUGAUGUUAUCUUUGCAAACUCUAAUUCGAACAACGUCGGUGUUUUCUUGCAUUGUUAA